AGCUCCCGUGCGUGCACUGUGUUGUGAAGUGAAAGAACAAUGAAGGCGGUUCUGGUGACCAUCCUCCUUUUCGGGAUCGUGAGGAGUGAGAAGCAUGAGGCAGAGCCAACAGAAGAGUCCCUGAAACGCGGGCUGAGCCACAAAUGCGGUGCGCGGGAGCCUUCGUCCUGUAUCGCUAUAGAGCUGGUCGGCUACGUCGACCGCAUGUUGCGGACGGCCUCGAUCCAGCUCAGCGAUGACGUCAUGAUUGUAGAUGAGAGCAACGGAGCAGCCGCUGAAGCGCCAGUAAAGUCCGAGACCCUGGCCCGCGCCGGUACCACCCUGGAAGACCAGGCGCAACAGCUUAUCAUGGACAAGCUGUGGAACUUCGCCACCACGAGGUCCCUCCGGUACAGGCUGCUGGAAAACGCGGACCUCGUCGUGUCCGGGGCUCAAGAGAAGGACGGCAGCUUUGGAGUCGGCGUAGCCCUGAAGUCCCCUAAGGUCUUCGAGAGCGGCCGUAGCCGUAACAAGAACAUGGGUCCGUUCCUCGCCGCGGCGGCCAUGAAGUUCGGUCUGCUCGGCGCUCUGACCUUCAAGGGCCUGACGCUGAUGGUCGGGAAGGCCCUCCUCAUCUCGAAGAUUGCGCUGCUGCUGGCUACCAUCAUUGGGCUCAAGAAACUGUUCUCUCCUCAGACGAGGAGCGUUACUUACGAGAUCUUCACCGACUCUCAUCACCACUGGAGAAGCUGGAGACGCAGUUUAGAUGGUAUAAUACAUACGUACGAGAACAGUCAUAACUUUACUAGUUCCUAAUAAAUUAUUAAUACUACUCUUUGGUUUUUAA
Cydia splendana is the source of this 826-nucleotide messenger RNA. RefSeq lists its product as uncharacterized. Gene Ontology annotation, cellular component: membrane. The transcript has 5 exons. Lineage: Eukaryota; Metazoa; Arthropoda; Insecta; Lepidoptera; Tortricidae. Bases 40 to 795 code for a protein of 251 amino acids. The record is from RefSeq and is a predicted model, not a curated record.